Molecule: messenger RNA, 1122 nt
Organism: Aphanomyces astaci
Lineage: Eukaryota; Oomycota; Saprolegniomycetes; Saprolegniales; Verrucalvaceae
Exons: 5
Coding region: 1-1122 (373 amino acids)
Molecular function (GO): protein binding
Source: RefSeq, a predicted model, not a curated record
AUGUAUGUCCAAGUAUUUGUGAAGCGCACCAAUGGUGAUGACGGUGGAAGCAGACCUGGAUGGCACUGUCCUACUGUCCUGGCGUUCAAAGAAGAGCUGCAGGACGUGACGGGGGUCGCUCCACCCUUGCAACGAGUUGUUGUGCAUGGCAAGUUCCUGCAGAACGACCAAACCUUGCGCAGCUACGACGUGGUCGCUGGUCAGACACUUUAUAUUGCGAGCUAUGUGGCCACCGCCACCACCUCCCGUCCUCCUGCACCACCGUCACAACCGCCUUGGGUGUUUCCAGUCUCGAGUUCGUUUCGAUCUUUCGCUACAGGCAACCCAAGCACGGCAAAGUGUGCGAGCGUGGACCCAGUGGCGGGAGGCGGCAAAGUAUGGUGGAUCGCUCCCCCGACCCUCGAGAUUUUGCAAGCCAACCCUGUUGAGACGAAGUGGCUCGUGGAGUUUUUCAAGAACGUUGGGAGCAACGCCGAGAUCUUGCAACACGAUCCCGACUCGCUGGACGCGGCGGCGGCCCACCCCGCGUUGCUUCGUCAAGCCAUGACAGCAAUCUACACGCCUGCGACGAUGCGCGACAUGCAAAGCAUCAACCAUGCAGGAAGGGCGUCCCAGACACAAGAGAGGGUAGCCAUGGCCUUGCGUCAAGUGGACUGGGCUAGCCACAACCCUGUCACCUGGUCGAGACCCAUCCAGCUUACGACCAGUGGGACCUCGACACAAGAGAACGGAUGCUUCGCCCAGAGCGUGUACUUGACCUUGGGGGGUUGUCGUCAACUGACGGACGAGCGUGGUGUAGAGCAACGAAUGAUGGUCGCCCACGACGUGGGGAACGACAUCGUUGCCAACGAGCAACUAGAUCAAAGUUCUGCAGCAACGAAUGACAAUGCCGGGGUUGAUGCCGCCUUGUUGUUGUUACUUCAAGAAGAAGCUGCGAUUUGCCAUGCGUGGCUACGCUUCCAAACGGCAGAAGCCAUGAUGGAAGACAUCAAGAUGUUGAUAAUGCAUGAGGCUACUGCGAGGGCUGCUUUGGACGACGAUUACGAAGUCGCCCAACUUCUUGCCAUGAUGCCAGAUCAAGACGCUGGCCUCCGACGACAGCGAAAUCGAGCCAAAGGCUAA